Messenger RNA from Catharus ustulatus (Swainson's thrush), 867 nucleotides. It is a transcript of the gene APELA, whose product is annotated as apelin receptor early endogenous ligand. The record is from RefSeq and is a predicted model, not a curated record. Gene Ontology annotation, biological process: heart development; apelin receptor signaling pathway. Bases 225 to 389 code for a protein of 54 amino acids. Gene Ontology annotation, molecular function: apelin receptor binding. NCBI's taxonomy places the organism in Eukaryota, Metazoa, Chordata, Aves, Passeriformes, Turdidae. The transcript has 3 exons.
GAAAGGGAGAAGGGAAGGGAGGGAGGCCUGGAGCGCAGCGCAGCCCCGGAGCCGUGCCCGUGCUGAUCGCUGACCCGGCUGUGCUGAUCACCGGCUCCCAUGUGAGCUGGCCGCGGCUGCGGGCGCUGCCGGCCCCUCACGGCCCUCACGGGCGGCUGGGCGCGCGUUUCCUCGCCGGCACACACACACACCCCCCACAGCGCGCCUCCGCCCUCACUGCAGACAUGAGACUCCAGCUGCUGCUUUGGAUCGUGGCCGUGCUCCUGGCAAGCCUCCUCCCAGCCUACGGACAGCGGCCAGCCAACCUGGCCCUGCGCAGGAAGCUCCACCGGCACGGCUGCUCCCACCGGCGCUGCAUGCCGCUCCACUCCAGGGUGCCCUUCCCCUGAGCCCCGGCGCAGCGUGGCCAGGUAAAUCCGCGCGUGUGGGCCGGGCCACAGGGAGCACCUUUGGGAAUUCACACCUGCCUUCGGAACAGUGCGCGAGGCAUGAUUGCAGCCGGGCUCCCCUCGUUUGCUUUGGAAACAGGGCUUUGGAGCAGCGCACGGCGGGGCGGUCGCUGUCCCGGAGCCGGGGCGCGGGUCCUGCCGGCCGCUGCCGCCUUCUCCCCCCUCCAGGCUACCCCCGCCGCCAAACGCCUUCGUGAGUUAGUGAAAAACAGCUGAGCCCGCUAAUCAGGCCGAACGCUGCCCUCCGAGGCUGCUGGCAAAGCUGCCGGGCAGAGUGUCACUAGUGCAAAGGCUGGACAGAGCGGCGCUUGCAGAGGAUGCGCGGGGGCUGCAAGCGCUGAAACUUCCCUCGCGGUGGAUGCAGGGCGAAGUCGCCUCACUCUGCCCGUCAGUAACAUGAAGCAACUUCAUACAGCAU